This is a messenger RNA of Lycium ferocissimum, 1657 nucleotides long. Its product is annotated as inorganic pyrophosphatase 2-like. Gene Ontology annotation, molecular function: phosphatase activity. The record is from RefSeq and is a predicted model, not a curated record. Bases 395 to 1267 code for a protein of 290 amino acids. NCBI's taxonomy places the organism in Eukaryota, Viridiplantae, Streptophyta, Magnoliopsida, Solanales, Solanaceae. The transcript has a single exon.
AAUUUACAAAUAAUUGAUAGACUAUAAAUGCUAUUAGCCCAAUAAAGGACAAGGAGUUUCCUAAAAAACAAAUAAAGAUAGAACAAGAAUCUCUAGAUCUCCUAAUUUGACUCAAUUUCGGAAAAUCUAUCUAGUCCUUCAAACUAUUUAUUUCCAUAAACAACUCUUUUCCUAAACCCAAUAUAAUAAGGAAACCAACACCAAUAAAAAAGAGAAAAAGGAAUUUAUACAUAUUUGAAUCCAAAUCUAUUUAGGAAAUCAAAAAAAUAAUUAUAAAAAGAGAGCCUUUGCCUCUCAAAAGUAAUAUCCCAAAGUUUUUUGCUGCUGAUCUCUGAGAACAAAAACAUAAGUUUUCUAUAUUCAUCUCUUUUUUUCUUGUCAGUUCCUUAGAAAAAUGGCUGGAAUUGUGGUGAUUUUCGACUUCGACAAGACGAUCAUCGACGUGGACAGUGAUAAUUGGGUAGUAGAUGAGUUAGGGGGCACUGAUUUAUUCAAUCAACUUCUCCCCAGUAUGCCAUGGAACGCUCUCAUGGAUAGAAUGAUGAAGGAGUUUCAUGCACGUGGAAAAACAAUUGAAGACAUUGAAGAGGUCCUUAGACGGGCACCUAUAAUUUCCAGGAUUGUCCCAUGCAUUAAAUCAGCUUAUGCAUUAGGGUGUGAUUUGAGAAUAAUAAGCAAUGCAAAUAUAUUCUUCAUUGAAACAAUCUUGAAACAUCUCGGAAUAAGAGAUUGCUUCUCUGAAAUCAACACGAAUCCAUGCUACGUUGAUGAGGAAGAUAGGCUUGAAAUCUUCGCUUAUGAUGAUUUUCAUGGCUGCAAUAAUAUUUUGUGCCCUCCCAACAUGUGCAAGGGUAUGAUAAUAGAAAGAAUACAAGCUUCCAUAGGCAAUAGAAGAAUGAUCUAUCUUGGUGAUGGAAACGGCGAUUUUUGCCCUAGUUUGAAGCUUAGAGAAGGAGAUUUCGUCAUGCCAAGAAAAGAUUUCCCCGCCUGGAAUUUGAUAAACGAAAAUAGGACGCUUAUAAAAGCAUUGGUCCACGAGUGGAAGGACGGGGAAGAGCUUGAGUACUUUCUGCUACAAUUGAUUAACACGAUCACCAUUGAAGAAAGUCAAUUGUUAUCAAUGAAAAAUUUGUUUGGAAACGCCAAUUGCUACAAUUGCAAAGCAAGUUAUAAUCCCAAUGUCACACGUUUGAACAAGCCUAUUGACAUAUACUGUGAGUGGAUCGAUGAAUGUCAACGUGCCAAUAAGAGACCUGUUGUCGAAUAAAUUUAGAUGACAACUUAUGUAAUUUUAUUUUGAUAGGCGGUCAUGUUAUAACAUAUGAUUUUGUAUAUGGAACCAUUUUUGUUAUGUCUUGUAUUGUUAGCUCUUUUUCAAUCAUAUGUAGUAGCUUGAUUUACGAUAUGUUGGCUAAAAAAUUUCAUCUUAUAGUUGCUUUGUGAUAUGUAGACAUAUUAUAUAAGUGCUUUGGAAGCUGUAUGUCGAGAAGUCAUUCAAAAACUUAGAAAAACCACAAUUUAUCUGAAGUAUAAUUAACUAGGAUUAGGUUAAUGACAGACAAAAUUCGAUGACCAACUUAAUUAAUUUGGAUUCUAGUACAGCGAUAUCGAAUUUGUCACAAUUUUGAAAGUGAAAACUUACAGUUCCUUUAUAUGU